Pecten maximus is the source of this 3156-nucleotide messenger RNA. RefSeq names its product sorting nexin-12-like. Gene Ontology annotation, biological process: late endosome to Golgi transport; endocytic recycling. Lineage: Eukaryota; Metazoa; Mollusca; Bivalvia; Pectinida; Pectinidae. The record is from RefSeq and is a predicted model, not a curated record. Gene Ontology annotation, cellular component: retromer complex; early endosome membrane. The transcript is spliced from 4 exons. The coding region runs from base 39 to 524 and encodes 161 amino acids. Gene Ontology annotation, molecular function: phosphatidylinositol-3-phosphate binding.
GAUGUCAUCGAUAUAAGUGCUGUAGGAGUUGCAGCGAAAUGACUGCCCAGCCAGCGACAGCCCGUAUUACUACUAAAAAACAGACACUAGAGGACGCAUAUUCACCUCCAGCGAAUUUCCUAGAGAUAGAUAUUUUAGAUCCUCAAACACAUGGCGUGGAUAAGAAAAGAUAUACGGAUUAUGAAGUCCGUAUGAGAACAAAUUUACCAGUUUUCAAGGUGAAGGAGUCAAGUGUACGGCGACGUUACAGUGAUUUUGAAUGGUUGCGGAAUGAGUUAGAGCGUGACAGCAAGAUUGUGGUACCAGCGAUGCCGGGUAAGGCAUGGAAACGUCAGCUGCCCUUCAGAAGUGAUGAUGGCAUAUUUGAGGAUGAAUUUAUCGAAGAUCGACGAAAAGGACUAGAACAAUUUGUCAACAAGGUUGCUGGACAUCCCUUGGCACAGAAUGAAAGGUGUUUACACAUGUUUCUUCAAGAACAAGUAAUUGACAAGAAUUAUGUUCCUGGCAAAAUCAGAAAUACAUGAUGAGAAAAAAUCUCUCAAAGACUCUUCAAUCUAUUUCAUAUACAUUUCAUGUGUAAAGAAUGCCUGUACCACUUUAGGCAAGUUAUUGUAGUCUUCAAUGUUCUGGUACUGUGACUUCAUGCUGGACCUACCAAAGUGAAACAUUGUCUGUUGUAUAAUAUAACAAUGUAAAUGAAUUUUAGGUUGAUAUAUGCUGCUGUCAGUAUAGUUUGGUUUUCCUUCAAGAUUUUCUAUUCAGUUCAAAACUGGAAUUCAUGCAUGAUAUCUAUGAAUACCAUGGAACAUCUUUGAACAAAAAUCAACUUCUGUUUUAAGAUAAAUGCUCUCUUUAAGGAAAUGUUAAUUUGUUGUUGAAUGGAGAAAAUUGGGAAGGUUUGUAGGAUUUUUUCAACAGUCCAGUUCUCAUAUGAAAUAAUGACGAAGUCUUGAUGAGAUUAGGUACAAUGAUGAUAGCAUGUAGCUAGCAAUAUAAAAUGUAUAUAGGGAUUUACCACCUCUGAUAAAUAUUCACUCACCGUAAUGAUCAGAUAUAUAUCUGAUUAAAAAUUCAUUCCGUCAAACAUAAAAUAGAAGUGUUCUCUUGAUUGCUAUUUAUUCAUUGCCAUUUGUUGCUGUCAAACCGGUUUUCUGUUAUAGGAAUAAUGAGUCUGCAGUCCAGAUUAUAACAAUAAAAUGUAACUCGACCAUAUGUUAAUUCUGCAUGUUCAAGUCAUUGUCCAAGCAUGUGAUAUCUGGAGAAGUAUGUAGAUAUUUUGUAGUAACAUACUACGAAAUGUUUACAUUAAACCAUGUUGUAAACCAUUCUAUAUUCAAAUAUAAGUAGUAGUGUCCAACUUUGCAAAAGCUGAUGUUUUUCCAUUUUUGAAAUCAAUGAUAAUUUUCUAGAUAGAAAAUGGUUUUGAUAUACUGAAUUCUUUUCCAGGUAUGAAAUAUUUGAUGUUUUUAUUUUUAAAGUUUAAAAUGACAGUCUUUGUUCCAGAUAUUGGAGUCUUCAUUGAUAUCCCUUAAACUUUGUAAAUAUUAGAGUAUAGACAGGUAGCCUUGUGCAAUAAACCGGAUUAACAGUGACUAUUGAUUUCAAUAUAGUUACUGUGUAUGUAGAAAAUUACAAUUUCUUUGCUAUAUAUGUGUAUAAAGUACAUAGUAUAUCAUAAUAUUUUAUUCCAGUGACGGCAUAGCCAUGCAUUCAAUUUUUUGAAAACUAUUUUUCUUUUUUUUUUAAGCAUUUUUUUUAUAUCUAAUCCAAUUCAGAAAUAUCGCCAACUUAAUAUUUUCUUAAGGUAGGUAAGUAUGUACAUGUGAAUAGACUUUAGUAUAUUACAAUUAUUAUUGGAUUUUAUUGGUGAUGUUCAGGUGACUCCACUUGGUCACUUUCAUCUGACAAACUAAACAAAUAAAAUCUAGGACCAAUUGUAAUAUGUGAAAGUGUAUGAACAGGAUCAAUGCCUUGUUUUCAUGUUCCUCUCGCAGAUUUCACUGAACAAACCAUUUUUUAACACGCCAAAUGAUUAUCAAAAUGUGAUGAGGUAGUUUAACAUGUUUUUUGCCUUAUUGGUAAGAUCUAGAAACAAAUACAGGGACAUUUAUUUGAAGUACAUAAAACCUAAUUUAUUAUCCAAUGAAAAUGUCAAGAUUGUUCAAUUAUACCUGAUGUGCAUAUUACUGCACUACAUUGUAUUCAUGAUUUGUUUUAAUUCGAUUGAUUUUGCCUUGGUUUCUUGUAUGUCAAAGUACAUGCAGAUGGAUUUUGUAAGCUAUACAAUGAAUGGUAGGAGAAAUGAAAGAAUUUGUUUAUGAAAUGUAAUGGGUUGUAUAUAAUAUAUAGUGUAUAAGCCUGGAAUAACCAUCGUGAUUUGUUAUAAAUUGAUGCUUUGUAUUUUAAAUUGCAACUGUUGUGAACAUUUUGGUAGCAAUGAUGUUAUGCUUGCUGGAGACACCAUCAGAUUGAACAAUAUCAAUAUGGACAUCACUAUGUGUUUGGGCAUUUAGAUGUUUUUUUGCAUAAUCAAACUCUGUCUCAGACUUGUUCUAUGUACACAGCUGAUAGACUGGGUAUUCCCGAUAUUCUGUGACAGGGACCUGAUGGCUGACAUCCACAUCAGUUGUAUUAGAUAUGGUCAUUAUCUGGGUAAUAGUCAUAUCUUUAACUGGUGGGAUAAUCUCUCAUCAUGCAUAUUCUUCCCUGCUGCAGCUGAUAAUCCUCUACUCAGAUAUAGUCUUAGCGUUCAAAUACUCUCCGAUGUUAGAGCCAAAUCUGCCAUGUUUCAAAUUGUAUAAGGGACUAAAUUUUUGAAAGAUAUGAUUAAUUUGAACAUGUUAGACUUAAAUAAACAGAUGAAAAUAUAAAAGUUUUUUGACAGAAAGUAACUGGUUUGGUAAAGUCACUGAGAACAUGGUAUUUCAAACAAAAGUAGCACCUUUUUGAUGUCUAGAUUAGGCUUUUAAUUUCAUACAUAUGUUCUCACCACUGCAUGUUACUUAGAUAUCUUAGAGUAGUAUUUAUAUUUUAACGUCACUUUAAUUGUGAUGAAAUUAUCUGAGGAAAGGAAUUGGUAAUGUGAAAAGAUCAUCUCACCUCACAAAUAUAUAUGUAGUAUGUAAACGUUUGAAUAAAGAUUGAUAUAGGUACUUA